AUGUCUGCAGAUAGUACAGUAGCAAAAAACGAUAAGAAUCUUCGUUUGUUGGUUGUCUCCAACAGAUUGCCUGUCACCGUGAACAAAGAUCAAAAGACAGGUGAAUACAAUUUCAAAAUGUCGUCUGGUGGUUUGGUUACUGGGUUGAGUGGUUUGAAGAAGAUGAUGUCUUUUACUUGGAUUGGUUGGCCUGGUUUGAAUGUUCCCGCCGAGGACAAAAAGGGUCUUGAAGAGAGAUUAUUGAAUGAAACCUCAACUAUGCCCGUCUUUGUCGAUAAUGAUCUGGCUGAUUUGCAUUACAAUGGUUUCUCUAAUAGUAUCCUUUGGCCACUCUUCCAUUACCACCCUGGAGAAAUUUCUUUCAAUGAGGAAUGGUGGGAGGCAUAUCAAAAGGUCAAUGGCUUGUUUGCUGAAGCCAUUGCCAAGAUUGUUCAAGAUGGUGAUCUUGUCUGGAUUCAAGAUUAUCACUUGAUGCUGUUGCCAUCUAUGCUUAGAAAGAUCACCAAGAAGAACAUCAAGAUUGGUUGGUUCUUGCACACACCUUUCCCCAGUAGUGAGAUCUAUAGAAUUUUACCUGUGCGCAAGGAAAUCUUAUUGGGUGUCUUGGAGAGUGAUCUCUUGGGUUUCCACACUUAUGACUAUGCCCGUCAUUUCUUGUCGUCAUGUACUCGUAUUCUGGGCCUUUCCACAAUGCCAAAUGGCGUGGAAUUCGAAGGAAGAUACAUCCAUGUCGGUACUUUCCCAAUCGGUAUUGACCCCGAAAAGUUUACAGACGCCUUGAAGGAGGACAAGAUUCAAAACCGUAUCCAGCAAUUGAAAAAUAGAUUUGGUGAUUGUAAAGUGAUUGUAGGUGUUGAUCGUCUUGAUUAUAUCAAGGGUGUUCCUCAAAAGAUGCAUGCUAUGGAGGUUUUCCUUAGUCAGCAUCCCGAAUGGGUCGGUAAGGUCGUGCUUGUUCAACUUGCUAUUCCCUCUCGUGAAGAUGUCGAGGAAUAUCAACAAUUGAGAAGUACCAUCAAUGAAUUGGUUGGCCGUAUUAAUGGUCAAUACGGUACUGUCGAGUUUGUUCCUAUCCAUUUCAUGCAUCGCUCCAUUCCUUUCGAUGAGUUGGUCGCUCUUUACGCUGCUGCAGAUGUCUGUCUUGUCUCCUCCACUCGUGAUGGUAUGAACUUGGUUUCUUAUGAGUACAUCUCCUCCCAACAAGAAAAGCACGGUGUGUUGAUUCUUUCUGAAUUUGCUGGUGCCGCCCAAUCAUUGAACGGCUCCAUCAUUGUCAACCCUUGGAAUACCGAAGAAUUGGCCAACGCUAUCCAUGAAGCUGUUACUAUGCCCGACGAUAUCCGCAAGGCAAACCAUCAAAAGUUGUACCGUUAUGUUACCAAGUACACUGCUGCUUACUGGGGUGUCAGUUUCGUCAAUGAACUGAGACGCGUAAGCGAAGAGUUUGGCCAACGUAUGUCCAUCCCUCAAUUGGACUCCAAGACUGUCAUCACCAAGGCCAAGGAAGCCACCAAGAAGAAAUUGAUUUUACUCGACUAUGAUGGUACUUUGACCACUACACACAAGUUGCCUGAAUUUGCAAAGCCUUCCCAAACUGUGUUGGGUCAUUUGAAGACCUUGGCUGAACAACCCGAUACCUACGUCUACAUUUUGUCUGGUCGUUCUCGUCACCACUUGGACAGCUGGUUUGAAUCCACUGGUGUCGGUCUCUCUGCUGAACAUGGCUGUUUCUACAAACAUCCUGCUAGUAUUCGCGACAAGAUCAAUCCUGUAGCUGCAUCUAACGAAGGUAAAUUGAUAAAGGAGGAGGAUAAUAAGUGGUACUGUCUUGUGGAGCAAGUUGACCCUAGUUGGAAGGAAACUAUUCGUCCUCUCUUCCAACAUUAUACCGAACGUACACCUGGUUCAUUCAUUGAAGAGAAGGAAAUCAACUUGACAUGGCACUACCGUAAUGCCGACCCUGAAUUUGGCUCAUGGCAAGCUACUGAAUUACAGGUCAACUUGGAGAAGUUGUUGAGUCAUAUGGCUCUUUCCAUUGUGCUCGGCAACAAGACCUUGGAACUUCGUCCCUCAUCUAUCGAUAAAUCCACUGCUGUCCGUAACAUUCUCAAGGAUUUGGAUCAACCUUCCAUUGACUUUAUUUUGUGUAUUGGUGAUGGUAAGACUGAUGAAGUUGUCUUCUCUCUCUUGAACGAAAUUCCUCAAGCUAUCACUUCAACUGUUGGCAAGAAGCAAACCGAGGCACAUUAUUAUAUUCCUGAUGUCGAUCACGUCAAUAGUCUUGUUGAUGCUCUCGGACACCUUUAA
This is a messenger RNA of Mucor velutinosus, 2304 nucleotides long. RefSeq lists its product as uncharacterized. Gene Ontology annotation, biological process: trehalose biosynthetic process. NCBI's taxonomy places the organism in Eukaryota, Fungi, Mucoromycota, Mucoromycetes, Mucorales, Mucoraceae. Gene Ontology annotation, molecular function: trehalose-phosphatase activity; alpha,alpha-trehalose-phosphate synthase (UDP-forming) activity. Gene Ontology annotation, cellular component: cytosol; alpha,alpha-trehalose-phosphate synthase complex (UDP-forming). Bases 1 to 2304 code for a protein of 767 amino acids. The transcript is spliced from 4 exons. The record is from RefSeq and is a predicted model, not a curated record.